CCGAUGAAGAAAUUAGCGAUAAGGCAUCGACGUGUGGGAAGCUGCUGAUAUUUUUAUCCGUUGGACUUGUCAUACUCACGUUGCCGUUCAGCUUGUUCGUGUGCUUCAAGGUAGUACAGGAAUAUGAACGUGCUGUUAUAUUUCGUUUGGGUCGUCUUAUGCAGGGCGGCGCCAAGGGUCCCGGCAUAUUCUUUAUCUUACCAUGCAUUGACUCGUACGCCCGUGUGGACUUGCGUACCCGCACCUAUGACGUGCCACCACAGGAGGUACUGACAAAGGACAGUGUCACCGUGUCGGUGGAUGCAGUGGUUUACUAUCGCGUUUCCAAUGCGACAGUUUCUAUAGCGAACGUGGAGAACGCUCACCAUUCGACCAGACUUUUGGCGCAGACUACUCUACGAAACACAAUGGGAACUCGGCAUUUGCAUGAGAUACUCAGCGAGCGAAUGACAAUUUCCGGCACAAUGCAGGUCCAACUAGACGAAGCCACCGAUGCUUGGGGCAUUAAAGUCGAGCGUGUUGAAAUCAAGGACGUGCGCUUGCCAGUACAAUUACAACGCGCCAUGGCCGCCGAGGCUGAGGCCGCACGUGAGGCACGCGCCAAAGUUAUCGCCGCCGAAGGAGAACAGAAAGCCUCUAAGGCAUUGCGCGAGGCAUCCGAGGUGAUCGGCGGCUCGCCGGCAGCGCUCCAACUGCGUUACUUACAGACACUCAACACAAUAUCWGCGGAAAAGAACUCCACAAUUGUUUUCCCAUUACCCAUCGAUUUGAUAACUUACUUCCUGAAGACUACCGAGGCGACGGCGCAGCAAAAUGCCGUUGUACCGGCGGCGGCGGCAACGACCAGCAGCGAGCACUCACCGCAGGCGUCGACAUCGCCGCAGGCGGGCAUACAAACGGCAGCCAUGUAAAAACAACAACAACAAUAAGAACAACAACAAAUAAAUUUACACAUAACAGCAUGCAACAUACAUCGGUGUGUAUGUGUGUCUGAUUUGCAGAAGUUUUUUGUGAGAAAGCCGAAGCAUGCAGGACUUUGGGGUGUGGGGCCGAGAAAUUGUUCAAGUUGACUCGGAAAUAUGCCKGCAUCGAGAAAUGCGAAUGUUUGUGUGAAAUAUUCUGAACGCAGUUGAAGAAAUUGCACAGUGUGCGMGAAAAGUAUGCAUUCUCUUGGCUGAAUUCCGGCAAAAUGUGUGAUAAAUGACUCAAAAAGAUAAAUUCUUUGCAAUUUAGACUCUCUUUGAGAUCAGUCCAUCGAACUACGACAAAAAUCGUGAGUUGCUGAAAGACCCUAUACUUUUUGCGCACACUUUAGCCAUGCGAAUAAGUGAAUAACUGUAGUUUUAAGUAGUAAUAGUCCAGUUGAUAAAACGUUGCUGAAAAUGGCGUUAAGUUUGAACGAUUAGCUAAAAAUCAUAAAGUUUGCAAAAUUUUCUAAAUAUUAAUUACAUUAAAUAUUAUUACUACACUUCUUAGCUGAAUUGAAUCACACGGUUGCCAGUAAGGCGAUACGGAACGAAAGUUAAAUAUGAUAGAUUUACUAAGCCAAUUACUUAAUUAUUUUCCCAACUCACACGCACGCGUUUAAUUCAUCGAAAUAUAUUAAAUACAAGUACACAUUUUCAUGUGCGAAUUUCAAGUUUAGUAAUUACGACCGCAUACUUAUACAUAUAUACAAGUAGUUGAGUGAAUAAAAAUUGAGAAAGCAGUUUAGUAAACGCUCAUACUUAGCAUGUAAAUAUUAUAUAAGUCUCGAUCUCAUUUUUGAAUUCGUACAAGUGCUUUGAAAAAUAGCUUAAAUGCAUAAUUAAUGUGGCAAGUCACACACACAUGCAUAGRUUUGUAAAUAUAUUCGCAUUUACUUAUAUUUAGGCACCUCUCUCAUUUGCGAUUAGGACACCCGAACCAAAUAAUAAAUUGCAUAACUAAUUUACUGGCAUAAUAGAAYGGACCGAUUGCUAACAGUUUUUUAAGAGAUACUAAGAAAACAAUUGAAAAACCAAAAAGGCUAAUAAUAUUCUUCAGAAUCCGAGAACAAAAUGAAUGCAAAAGCAAAACUUGACCAAAUAUCUCUGAUCUUGUGACAAUUAGAAACGAACUUAUAACUCAAAAAUUAAAAUUAAWUAUAAUAAUUUGUYAAAGUUUWAAUUUUUUUUUAUAUUUWUAUCCCAUUUUUCCCAUUUUAAGUUUCGUGAUUUUUAUAGUCCGCGUUUAAGUAGUACAGGUAUAGAGUUCAAUGUAUGUACGAACUGUUAGGUGUUAACUCAAUAUUCAGUGCUUAAUAGCAGCGUUCACCAAACUUGGUUUUAAAUAAAUCGAUUGUAACAUUCGAUGUUUGCCUUGUGGCUCCGUCCUAUUGGAACCACAAAUUGCCCUAGUCCAUAUCAUCCAAUUUUGGCCAAAARUGUUCGGUUAUCAAUGAGCGUCCCCGAUUCCCAUUCCAGUAACGUGCCGGUCUUGAUCAUCACACAAGAAGUACGACCCAAUGACGCCGCCGGUCCAUAAACCGCAUUAGCCCGUAAGUUUUUCGACAUGCAAUGGUGACUGAUGGGUAGAUUUCAUUGAUAUCCCAAACCAUUACGGUUUUAUUCAAAAUAACUUCUGUAGCACACUUAUUAAAACCGUGCUCUUAAAGUUGAGGCUACCGACUCCGCAUUUCGGUAGUAAAUAUUAAUAAUUUCGGCUAGUUGUUGGAUCGUAUAUCCUUCCCGAAGAACAUUAUUUGGCAAUUAUU
Messenger RNA from Bactrocera latifrons, 2734 nucleotides. Its product is annotated as band 7 protein AGAP004871. Gene Ontology annotation, cellular component: plasma membrane. NCBI's taxonomy places the organism in Eukaryota, Metazoa, Arthropoda, Insecta, Diptera, Tephritidae. The record is from RefSeq and is a predicted model, not a curated record.